Lathyrus oleraceus (garden pea) is the source of this 468-nucleotide messenger RNA. RefSeq lists its product as uncharacterized. NCBI's taxonomy places the organism in Eukaryota, Viridiplantae, Streptophyta, Magnoliopsida, Fabales, Fabaceae. The transcript has a single exon. The record is from RefSeq and is a predicted model, not a curated record. Bases 1 to 468 code for a protein of 155 amino acids.
AUGAGUGCAACAUACUCUUUUGUUUCUCUUGAGUGUGUUGAGAGGUUGGGUUUAAAGAUGUCUUCUAUGGUUGAGAGUAUGAUUGAUGAUACCCCAUCUCUGGGUCCGGUAACCAAUCUAUGGGUUUGUUUGAAUUGUCCGCUGACUAUUUAUUGUAAGAGUUUUGGGAUUGACUUAGUCUUCCUACCAUUGAAUAAACUCGAUGUUAUCCUUGGAAUGAACUGGUUGGAUUUCAACCAUGUUCAUAUCAACUGUUUCGACAAGAUAGUGUCCUUUCAAGAGUUUGAUGCUAGUGAUGAGUUAUUUGUGUCUGCUAAGCAAGUGGAUGGGUUUGUGAAGGAUGAAGUUGAGGUGUUUACGAUAUUAGUUUCCAUGAAAGCUAGAAGAAAAGUUGUGAUCAAUGAAUUACCAGUGGUGUGUGAAUUUCCAGAAGUGUUUCUAGAUGAUAUCAAUGAUUUGCCACCAUAA